This is a messenger RNA of Brachypodium distachyon (stiff brome), 2202 nucleotides long. RefSeq names its product nuclear transcription factor Y subunit A-4. The record is from RefSeq and is a predicted model, not a curated record. The transcript has 6 exons. Bases 924 to 1712 code for a protein of 262 amino acids. Gene Ontology annotation, molecular function: DNA-binding transcription factor activity, RNA polymerase II-specific; RNA polymerase II cis-regulatory region sequence-specific DNA binding. Gene Ontology annotation, biological process: regulation of transcription by RNA polymerase II. Lineage: Eukaryota; Viridiplantae; Streptophyta; Magnoliopsida; Poales; Poaceae. Gene Ontology annotation, cellular component: CCAAT-binding factor complex.
ACUUGCGGCUGCCCUUCUUCCUCUCGGCUUCGCUUCCAUCUCUCGCUUUUUAUUCCCCUCGGCCGCGGCUUUGAUUGGUGUUUGUUUGCCUGCCCUUUUCUUUUUCUGCGCGCCUCGGUUUUGAUGCGGGAGACUGGGCUGUUUCUACUUUUGGAUGGCUGCUGCGGGGUUUUUGCGGAUAAGGAAGGGGUUAUCCGAAUUCCGCGGAGUUGGGAGAGUGGGUUGGAGCUUGGAUCUCGCAGGUGCUUGGUGGUGUUGUUAGUGCUUUGUUAUCUACUGUGCGAUUUGAAUUGUAUUCCUUGACGAGAAGAAUUGCAGCUGCUGUUAAGACUCAAGAGUAGCGGUGCCAGAUUAGGGUGUGAUUUCUGUAGGAAUUUACGGGCCAGGGUCUUCUUUUGCUCCAACGGCGACCGGCGGCGGAGAAUUUCGUGCCUUUUUUUUUCAGAACUCAGUUGUCCAACUGUAUCUAGAAUUCAAAGAGUAUAGUGUCUUUUUUUUUGCUGUUCUUGUCUGUGUUUGAUUUAAGCUUCUGGAUGCCAAAUUGCCAAGCGAUUGUAAUUUGGUACUGUACCGCGAAUCUCGUCGGAUGACUUUCCAGAAAAGAAAAGUCGUUGGUUCUUGGCCCAGAGCUUUCCUGUUCAGCAGUAAUUGCUUGUUUCCGGGACAACUCCGCCCAUCUUUUAAUGAUCCGUAUGCCCAUCUGUUCUUCUGAGGAUCCGGCGCGUGGCCAAGUUUCAGUUUUUUGAAUAUUUUCUUGCUUCGAUCAAGCCGAGAACACUCAAUUGUUUUUUUUUUCACCGUCAGACUGUUCAUCUAUGUUUGUAGCGUAUCUUCAUUGACCUGUGCGUCAGUGUAUGUUUUCCUUGCCUCUACGUCAAACAGUGCAAGCUUCAAUUUACCGCGGAGCGAGGCAGUAGCAAGCCAUGAGUGGUAUGGGAUCACGGCCGGAGGGGACCAACCUCGUGGAACCGAGAGGGCAAGGCGCGCUGCCGUCAGGCAUGGCGAUGCAACCGUGGUGGACAGGCUCCGGGCUCGGGGCGGUGUCUCCGGCUGUAGUGGCGCCGGGAAGCGGAAUAGGGAUGAGCUUGUCGAGCAACCCCGUAGGUGAUGGUGCGACCAAGGGGAAGACGAGUGAUGAUGCGCGAGCGGACAGCAGCGAGGAUUCCCAGAGAUCAGGCGAACCAAAAGACAGAAGCUUUGGUGAAGAAAAGCACCAUGCAACAUCGCGAAUGCCUGCUUUGGCGUCAGACUAUUUAGCACCAUACUCACAGCUGGAACUGAACCAACCAAUUGCUUCUGCCACAUAUCCGUACCCUGAUGCUUACUAUACAGGCAUGGUUGGUCCCUAUGGAGCUCAAGCCGUGACUCAUUUCCAGCUACCUGGAUUAACUCAAUCUCGCAUGCCAUUGCCUCUUGAAAUAUCGGAGGAACCUGUCUAUGUAAAUGCUAAGCAGUAUCAUGGAAUUUUAAGACGGAGGCAGUCACGCGCAAAGGCAGAACUUGAGAGAAAGGCGAUUAAAGCGAGGAAGCCUUAUCUUCAUGAGUCGCGUCAUCAACAUGCAAUGCGAAGGGCAAGAGGAACUGGGGGACGCUUCCUGAACACAAAGAAGAACGAAAACGGUGCUUCAAAAGAGAGAGCUGAACCGAACAAAGGCGACCAGAACUCGGAGUAUCACCGUGUACCUCCUGACUUACAGCUCCGUCAGGCAUGAAGCAGCAGUUUGCAAACCUAGAACAGUGGCUUCUGUCCACCGGCGUACAAGCAUCCCCAGGGUGGAUUUCUAACUCCAGCUUCGUGCUGCCAUCUUCGCGACGCAUAUUCUCUGCGCAAAGCGCUCGGUAUUUGGGUCCUUGGCAGAAAUGCUGUCUGGUUCCGCGAGUCCAUCCAUCCCGGUGUCGUUGCCAUGCGCAGCGCUGCUGUUUUCAGGCAAUUCAUUCUUGGCUUUCCAUUCCGCCCCUUGUUUGUCUAUGGUCGUUAGUAAAACUGGCCUGUGCUGGGUCCUCAGGGUCCUGCAGCCGCGUGUAAGAUUAAUUAGCUUGGGAUAGUGCUCGUUUGUACUGCAGUAGAGUGACUGGAGUGUGGCUUGUAUUCCUAGUUUGACGUGUAACAAAUGCAAGUGCAGAGAUCAACUCAUAUGCAGAGAGAUAAGAACAUUUUAAACUGAUGUUGCCAGUUCGGUGUUCAGCAACUUCAGUCUUGAA